CUCGGAAAUCUUCGGAUCUCCCCCUACCCGCGCCGCUGGAACCGCGGCGGUGGGGGCUUUGCUCUCGCUCGCUGUACGCGCGAGCGAGACAGACACACAGUGCGCCCAGUGCACGGCGUGGUUCAGCGCGUUACGUUUCUCUUGCGUCGCGCGUGUGGGUGAGACGAUAUCACACCGGCACACUGUACGACGUGACGCGAGGAAAAACGUGCGCCGCGAUCAGUGACAGACAAAAUGGCGGAGUGCCUGGUGCAGUGGUAGUAGAGCGGUGCGUAUCGCGCGGACUACGUCAACGUGUGCGACGUAAAGGGGAGGGGGGGAGGACGGAGGGGUUAGAUGUAACGAGAGCCCGACAACAGCUGGUCGGUAACCAUGGAACGGGCGCUCUCGACGACAACGAGACGUCGCGGUCACCAACACCAUCCGCGACACACCACGCGUCGACGUCUCGACGCCUCCAGCAGAGGACCCGCGCAGUGUGGCCCUGCUGGUACCAUCACAGACACCACCGACGACGAGACGUCGCUCGCCGGGGUGACCGUCGACGCGGUCGACUGUCGUCUUGGUACGACAGAAUCCCCCUGUCCGCCCGUGUCGCGUGUCACGCUCGACACCAGGUGGCUAACGAGAAUCAGCGAGACCAAGACGAAGGAUACGAGAAUCAAGAUCGACGAGAACGAUCGUAGAGACGAUGACGUUCGACAAAGGCUCGCGCAGUGUAGCCUGGACGUUCCCGCGCUCGGCGAGAGCAAAAAUGCCUGCGAGAGACGCGACGAGACGACGAGUAAGAAGAAGGAGUCCUCUCGAUCCAGCGAGGAAAAGGCUCCCGAUGAUCGCGAGAGCGAUCCGCGGAGUAAGAGCAACUCGCCCGAGCCCGAGCACGCGGUCGCGAGGGCUCGCGGUGACGGGAACUCCGACGACGAGUCGGCCAACGUCGAGGAGGACCCGGAAUUAGCUGAGCUGGCUAAGCUACGUUGCCCCAGCGAGCGAGCGGAGGUCCAGGCCGAGAGGGAGGCCCGCAGACGGAAAAGAUGCGCCGAUUAUCCCGGGCUCGCUUUCGGCUGCUCCAUAUUCUCCAGCGACACGAUGAUGAAGUUCAGUUUGAUAAAGAACGAACUGCAGAAUAUCAUGGGCAAUCAGCUGAAGCGGGCUGAGUCCGAAGUCGCAGCCUUGAAUCGCCGUAUCCAGCUGCUGGAGGAGGACCUCGAGAGAUCCGAGGAGCGUCUUGCCACUGCCACUGCCAAAUUGGCAGAGGCGUCGCAAGCUGCCGAUGAGAGCGAACGGAUACGCAAGGCCCUCGAAAACCGCACCAAUAUGGAGGACGACCGAGUAUCCUUGUUGGAGCAGCAGCUAGCACAGGCUAAACUGAUCGCAGAGGAGGCGGAUAAAAAAUAUGAGGAGGUUGCCAGGAAACUAGUCAUGAUGGAACAGGAUCUCGAACGCGCCGAGGAAAAGGCCGAGCUUUCCGAAUCCAAGAUCGUAGAGCUUGAAGAAGAGUUACGUGUCGUCGGCAAUAACUUGAAGUCUCUCGAGGUCUCUGAGGAAAAGGCAACGCAAAGAGAGGAGACGUUCGAGGGCCAGGUGAAGAUUCUGGAUAGUCAAUUGAAAGAGGCUGAAGCACGUGCCGAGUUCGCGGAAAGAUCCGUGCAGAAACUCCAGAAGGAGGUUGACAGGCUCGAAGACGACCUCACGGCCGAGAGAGAGAAAAACAAAAUGCUGCAGGAGGAGAUGGAGGCCACUCUGCAUGACAUCCAGAACAUGUAGAUCAUGUUUUUCGCGAUGGACAAAACGCGAGAACGUUUAUAGAUAGAAAGAGCGGAAACACUUACGAGAAAAAAAAGAAAGAAAACGAGAGAGAAAAGAAAAUGCGAGCGAAUAGUAUAACGGCGGCAACGAGAAGAAGUGAAUGAGAAACAAACACGCGCGUUACGACGCGAGCGUUUCGUGUGGUGCACACCUUAAUAUUAAUGGAUAAAAAUGCAGUCUAGCCUUAUACCCUCCAUUACGUCCAUCCGCAUUACGUGUACGUAUUAUGUGUGUUCAUAUGCACACGUGUGUGUAUACGUGUGUCUGUGUACGUCACGUAUGCCUAUCUGUAGGCGCGUGACGCAAAAUGCACAAGCUGAUAAAAGAUGAGAGAAAAGAGGAGACAAUGAAAGAAUAUGUGUGUGCGUGCGUGCGCACGCGCGCGCGCGCGCGCGUGUGUGUGUGUGCGGAAAAGAAAGACAUAAAACGAGAGGAUUAGAAUACGGCAGAAAGAGACAAAGAGAGGAUGUAAAAGAUAGAGAGAGAAUGAGAAAGAAAAAAAAAUAAUACGCGACAAGGACGGUAGGAUUUCGUAAAUAAUAUGAAGUUACUUGUAAUCGAAAUCUGAUUUUAGUUUUAGAUUUUAGCUUGUAGUCUGCCUUCAAAUUUUAAUUCGAUAAAAAUUGAGGUAUGGCUGCGACCGGUAUGAGGUGUCUUCGAGCUCGUCGCGAUUCAAAUUUCGUUAAGAAAAUGGUUACUAAUCGUGGGAGGAAUAUGUGAAUAGAGAGAAAUUAGAGAAAAGUAGAAUGGGAAAAAGAAGAGAGAGGAACUCACGCGGAUCGGUUUAUUUGUAUCGAGAGAGGAAAAGUCCCAAAAGAUUUCGAAAUUAAUUUUCUCGAGUAUAUCAAUUUUAUGCGCCAAAAACAAUGCAUGCGUAUGUGUUUUUAAGUAUAAUCUAUUAUAUAUAUAAUAUAUUGUACUUACUACAUAAUUAUACAGUAAGCCGCGCUCAACUCAUCUAAAAGAUUCUCUCUAAAAAGAAUGAUUAUUAAGUAAUAAAACUUUUAGAAGUGACUUUUACGAAAAUUUUUUUAUCCAUCAAUUGAUUAGGCGAGCAUUUUAUCGAAGUUGUGUGCUUCUCUCGAUACAAAAAAAUACGCAGACUCUUACAUAAUGGAGGGAAACAGUGCUCAUUUUUUUUUCCGUUGCCUUACAUUCCUCAUUUCACGCGGCUCAGCUUGCGCGAGAAGAAAAAAAAAACUCGUCAGUUUCUUUCAUUUAUCUGUUUUUCUUAAAGAUAUUAUCGCGUUAUCCUCUUAUUGCCGCCGAUGAGAACAAAGACGACAACGAGCAAUACCUGUGCAUUUAAGAUAAUUCCACUGCCAGAUCCAUCAAUUUUUAAAAAAUAUAUCUUCGUAAUAUGUCUUUGUCUUCUCAUUAUGCGUUGUGCAAUACUCGAUUAAACAGAUGAAACUAAACGCACCAAUACAAUAUUGCCAUAAUUCCGAUUUUUUUUUCUUGUAGCAUUAAAUAAUCGAGAAUUACAUGUCUUUUUGGCCUAGCAACUCACACGUGUGUAUCACGUAUGUAGAGUGGGUUAACUUUGAGCCUACGAAUAAUUGGCCAACGCAUGAUGCUUAAGAUUAUGGGAACAACAGGGAAGCAACUGACUUUUUUAUAUCACGUUGCAGCUUCCCGUGCCAGCUGAGCCACUCCGACAUUUACCGAUCGUGCCUGUAUAUAUAUUUACAUAAAUACUAAUCACCUCGGCCAGAGAAACCUCUAUGCAGGAAACGUGCUUUGUUUCGAACGUAAUAGCAGACGAGAGCUCGAAAAUAAUAACAGAUCGAAUAUCCAAUGCUUGUUUCAUUUCUCGGGCACAUAAUUCGUCCUUAAUACUAUUAAUUGAUACUAUUGAUUGAUACGCAAUUAUCAUUAACAUCACUGCUAUUUCACGCUCGCCACUGAACAUCGCUAACUCCAGGUAGAAAUUUUCUCUCUCUUCCAAUCUCUUUUUUUUUAAUAAAAAUCGUAUUUAUGUCGCGUAUACUGCCUCGACCUCGAUGUCGUAACUCGUCAUGGUUAUUUUUAUAGCACUUUUCCUGCAACAUAUUCUUGGAUGGCCUUUUGAUGUAGGAAUGUGCAUCGUCCUCUUUCCGUUUCGAUAUAUAAAUGCAUGUUCAUUACUCUUUCUCUCUCUCUCGCAUGAUAAUUGAAUAAUCGUGAAGGUACGAAGCUAUCUAAUAGAAUAGAUUUAGUACGCUCGGGAUUGACUCCUGGCGAUGAAACAAUUGCUAUGAAACGUUAGGAAAGAGAUAAAGGAAACUUUUGCAUGAGAUGCAAAAUCUUAAUCUUAAUAAUUAGCUCUUCACGAUUUUGUUUCGCGAUUUUGAGUCGCGUUGAUCUAUAUUGUACAAAUUGAGAUAAUUCUGUUCUAAUACACAAUCAUAGUAUUAAUAAUAAUUAUUAGGUGAACUUUAAUUAUUAUCAUAUGUAAUAUUAACAUCACGUUAUCUAUUAAAUAUUUUGUUCGAAAAUCCGGAUUACUUCAAAUUAUACAUUUCGCAAAAGCGAUAGUUAUAUUUAUGCGAAGAUGACGAUG
This is a messenger RNA of Formica exsecta, 4348 nucleotides long. It is a transcript of the gene Tm1, whose product is annotated as tropomyosin. The transcript has 8 exons. Bases 373 to 1764 code for a protein of 463 amino acids. NCBI's taxonomy places the organism in Eukaryota, Metazoa, Arthropoda, Insecta, Hymenoptera, Formicidae. Gene Ontology annotation, molecular function: actin filament binding. Gene Ontology annotation, biological process: muscle contraction; actin filament organization. The record is from RefSeq and is a predicted model, not a curated record. Gene Ontology annotation, cellular component: actin filament.